Mus caroli (Ryukyu mouse) is the source of this 1159-nucleotide messenger RNA. The record is from RefSeq and is a predicted model, not a curated record. Lineage: Eukaryota; Metazoa; Chordata; Mammalia; Rodentia; Muridae.
GGGCUGCAGGGGGAGGCCGCGGCGAGGAAGAUGGCGGACGGGAAGGCGGGAGAGGAGAAGCCAGAGAAGCCGCAGCGAGCCGGAGCCGCCGGAGGACCUGAAGAAGAAGCAGAAAAACCUGUGAAAACUAAGACUGUUUCUUCCAGUAAUGGAGGGGAAAGUUCCAGUCGCAGCGCUGAAAAGCGAUCAGCUGAAGACGAAGCUGCAGACCUCCCAACAAAGCCUACAAAGAUGUCCAAGUUUGGAUUUGCCAUAGGUAGUCAGACGGCACGGAAAGCGUCCGCCAUCUCUAUUAGACUCGGAGCAAGUCCUAAGGAAACAGUUCCAACUCUUGCUCCAAAAACUCUGUCGGUAGCAGCAGCUUUCAAUGAAGACGAAGAUAGUGAGCCAGAAGAAAUGCCUCCAGAAGCAAAGAUGAGGAUGAAGAACAUUGGAAGGGACACACCAACAUCAGCCGGACCAAACUCCUUUAAUAAAGGGAAGCAUGGCUUUUCCGAUAACCAGAAGCUGUGGGAGCGAAAUAUAAAAUCUCAUCUCGGAAACGUCCACGACCAAGACAAUUAAGUGAAGUGUCUGAGAUUGGGGUGUGGGUGGGUGCAGUUAGAAGGAGCAGUCUCCUUUUUGUAAAGAAUGGUGUAAGACUAGCUUUGGAGCUGUUUUUCUUUCUUCUUUUUUUCUUUUCCUUUUUUCUUUUUUUUUAAGAUUGAGUGGUACACUAAUAAAUGAGAGUUUGCAAUUAGAGGUAAUUUAUGUUUUAUAUACAGAUUUCAAGACAUUUGCUAAUUUUGUAGUUUCACAUGAUUAGUUUCCAAGGGUUACAGAUAAUAAAGAAAUCACAAGUGGUACCUUUCUAAGAAUUGCAUAUUUUUUUAGACACAAGUAUUAGCACAUUAAGAGGGAAGCCAGAAGUUAUUGUCUGCUUCAAACUGGAAGCAGACCUCUCCGGACUCCUCCCCUCGUUACCUGACUGUCCGGCUCCCUGCGACAGCCUUACCGAGAGGGAGGGAGUAUUGGCUUGAGAAGACACUGUUACUGGACUAUUGGCUGAGAGGAAGUUUAGAUGAGGUUAAAGUGAACCUUUUCCUGCGGGCAUUUCGUUUUGUUUUGGGCCAUUCUAGCUAGUACUGCUUCGCUCUCAGUGGGUACCAAUGCUUUGCUC